AUAUUUAAUUUUCUAUAUAAGUUUUUAAUACAAUUUUCUUAAUUUGUUUUUUUUUAUAUCAUAUAAGUUUCUUCUAUAAAUAUACGCUCACUUUUCAUGACCAUCACAGUUUUUCCGGAUAUCAAAUGUUUUCUUUUUAAAUACAUAUGUUUUAAAUAAUUUAUUACCAAAACCGUAUUAUUCCGAAAUUAGAUAAGAAAAUUUUAUUUUUUUUAUCAAUUCUGGUUAAUUAUUAGCCAAUUUAGGUUAAUAAUAUUCACCUUUUGAAUUAAAUUCAUCUUCAAAACUGUUUUAAUUCUUUGAAUAUUUCUUUGUCUAAUAAACUAGGUCAGUUUCUUAACCGUUUUACUUCGAACAAAGACCUUUCCUUUUAGAGAUUUUUAAUUUCGAUAGCCAAAAAAAAAUAUCUUUAGUUUCUUUGGUCAAAAUAGAAAAUUGUUAAACCCAAAAGCACGAAUUUGACCAAAAUUCUUAGUUCCAUCAGCUGUUAACCCCUUGCUUUGCGUCUAUCUCCUUUACCAUAUAAUACAUAUAAAGAAUAUUUCCAUGCUAAAUUGCAUUUAAAAUGUAGGAAACUCCGCAGAAGACAGAAAAAGCAAGUGCGAGGGUGAAGCACAAUUAUAAAGCAACAAAUCGAUUGCACAAGAAUAAAAAUCACGCACCAAAUUAAUUCCAUUUAUACAAGAGCACGAUUGAGAGGUAAAUUUGAUGUGAUGCUGAAUUAGUAAUUUACUUGCAAAUUAGAUGAGUUAGUUUUUGUGUUUUAGAGGCGUUGAAUGAAGGAUAUGAAAAUUUAUUGGAAAAUUGCUUUUAAAAAAAAAAGCUUUAUCGUAUCUUUUUCAGGCGACCUUCUUAAUCACUUUAGCGGAGAAAUAUAUUACAAUUGCAAUGAACUUGCCAAAGAGUUUCGGUGUAAAAGCUUGGUGAAGGUAGAUGGGAUCGUUUUGUGUGUGAAAUUGGUUGAAAUUUUUAUUUAAAACUGAUUUUGGAAUGUUUUUUUUUAUGUGAAGUAAAUAAAUAUUAUUUAGUUGUACAAAUUUUUGUAAACAAGCCUGGUGUGAGAAGAAGCUGAAAUAUCUGUGAGAGAGUGGGAAGUGCAUCAAGGUUGGCACUCAAUUCCACCAGCUGCGGUGUACGCGUAGCAUAAGAAAGCCCCGUGUGUGUGAAAUAGAUGGCUAUUUAGCUACUUUACAUGCCUUGGCAAGCGCCUCGUGGUGUGUAGGCUGAGCUCUGUGGCUAUAUCUCCUCUACACUCUUUAAUAACAAUGAAUGGAAAAAUUAUAUCAUUCCGUCUUGUUCUUUUUAUUUGCGUGCAUUGCCAAAUUGAGAAAAUUGUGUGGACUCUCCAACAUCGGAUUUACCAUCGACCGCAAUUUUGUGCUCAACACUCCGCAGUUUUAGUUCGAUCGUGGUGUGAUCAAAUCGUUAGUUUCGGGGAGAAAGAAGUGACUUGUUAAAUACUUUUGUUCUUAUAAAGCACAAAAAAGGAAAGAAAAAAUUGAAUGUGAAAAUCUGCGGAAGUUGAAUUUGGAAAGAUGAUCAACGGAAAAUUCUUCACUGGACUUACGGAUAAAAUGAUGUCGAGGAAUGGUGCUGGUCCCAAUCGUCAGGAAUCCCAUCUGUACUGGCCAGAUGAAUCUAAUACACCAUCUGUGCGUGAUUCAUCGCACAGGGAUACAAUUUUGGCAACACGUCGUCGACAAUCGUGCACACCAUCAACCACAACACACCUCAACAAUGCAGCCGAUGACGUUGCCCCAAAAGAUCUCUUCAGGAAGCACAUGAAAUCCCGCAUUGAAUUCUACGAUCACGUUGACACCACCAAGGAUCCUCCCCUUGUAAGUCCUUUAAUUGAUAAAGGCUUCCAAGAUCAGAAACGACAAACUCUCUCGUCUAAAAUUGAAUUCUACGACUACGUCAAUGAGCCAACAAAGCUCAACAUUUCCCCGAAGAAAGUUCAAGAGAAAAAACCCGAAAAUACCCCCAAAAGUCCUCGGAGUGAGAGGAAAAUUUCCUUCAAACAAAAUGCCUCGGAAAAGCCCAAAAUAUCCACAAAGGAACACAUAAUUCCCAUUAAAAAUGACGAUAUAUCGAAAAAAUCAAACAUUUCCAAGAAAAAUAUCAGCAAAUCCGUUGAGAAUCUUACACUAAAGGACGACGAAGACAUUGAUUUGGAUCUUGGGAAGCUCAAUAAGCAAGUUCAAAAUCUCAAAAUUACCCCCAAAAGUACGCCAAAAGUCGAACCAAUUAAAUCAAAAGUUAAGCCAAUCCUCAAAACUCGACGUGUUGAGAUUGAUCAGGAACCCGAGGAGUUUGUCUACCGGAAUGGCUAUGACUACGACGAGCUACCACCAGUGCGUGUAAUAAAAUCCCGUGCAGUGAGACCUGAAGAGGAUUAUUUCUAUGAAAAUCGCAUUGUGCCAGCAGCUGUACCAACCUACAGACACCCCCACAUGCGUCCUGAACUCUUUGACGAAGAGCCAGUGAUCGUACGACGACCCAUUGAUCGAUUUUACUACCAACCCCGUGAGAUUUUCUACCGCGAACCCGAACCACGACGACGUACCGUCAAAUACGCCAUUCCCGAUGAUGAAGAUUACACCGAGAGGCCCCCCAGGGAGCCCCCCCAGCGCCCACGAUCACCAUCUCCAGCCCCUGCGGCGCCCAAAUCACGCCCUAUUCAGCGCUCAAACACAGUGAGGGAGACCACAAAGCCCAUUGAAGCACCAAAUGAGGCACGUUUGAGGGCACAUCAGCAUCUAAAGUCGAGUAUCUCAUUCUACAAUGACACAACCACAGCUGCAAAUGCUAGUGAGAGGAAACCACUGAGUAUUCGCGAUACAGCCGUGGCUCGUGUGGGUGUUGGACUUCCAGAUAUCUGACAGCCAUGAGCAAUAUAUAAUUUUCUCAUUUAUAUAAAAAUGAAACCAACAGCAGUGAUUUACAAUCAAACAAGACACUAAAACAACUAAUUGCUAAAUAGGGGUGAGACUAGUUUGUUUGUAGCACAAGAGAGUCCCACAUUUACUCUACUUACUCUACACACAGAAAACAACAUGCCAAGAAACACUUUUCUUUUAUAAGAAUAACGACUAAUUUAACAAUUUUUUUUAUGGAAGAAAAUAUUACUGAAAGUUUUUUUUGAAAGUUAUUUUUUGGAAAGAAUAAAAAAUCAUUUUAUAUAAAAAAAACAAAGAAACAAAAAAAAAAGAAAUACUCUGCGUUGAUACCACUGCUU
Molecule: messenger RNA, 3238 nt
Organism: Lutzomyia longipalpis
Lineage: Eukaryota; Metazoa; Arthropoda; Insecta; Diptera; Psychodidae
Product: L-dopachrome tautomerase yellow-f2-like
Exons: 3
Coding region: 1536-2882 (448 amino acids)
Cellular component (GO): extracellular region
Source: RefSeq, a predicted model, not a curated record